This is a messenger RNA of Myodes glareolus (Bank vole), 2779 nucleotides long. It is a transcript of the gene Fas, whose product is annotated as Fas cell surface death receptor. Gene Ontology annotation, molecular function: protein binding; tumor necrosis factor receptor activity. The record is from RefSeq and is a predicted model, not a curated record. Gene Ontology annotation, cellular component: membrane raft; CD95 death-inducing signaling complex; external side of plasma membrane. Lineage: Eukaryota; Metazoa; Chordata; Mammalia; Rodentia; Cricetidae. Gene Ontology annotation, biological process: motor neuron apoptotic process; activation-induced cell death of T cells; extrinsic apoptotic signaling pathway in absence of ligand.
CUUCCAAACGCUGGGGCUUUACAUAGGUUGUGUCUGGUCCCUCAGAAAACGGACAUACAGGUGUUGAAAGGGGUUUCUGCCAGAGCUCAGGGAAGCCGUUUGAGAACUACGUUCUGGCACGCCAGGGGCGGGGCCCAGGCAAAGUACAGUCCCAGAGACCGUCUAGAGCAGAGAGGGUGGGGACUGCCCGCGUAAGUGACUCACCCUGCUGAGAGGUGGAGACUUAGGCUGGCUUUCCCUCCCUCACGGCACCGAAAUGCUAUGGAUCUGGGCUGUCCUCUUUCUGUUGUGCGAAGGCGAGUGGACGUGUGGACAUGAGUGCAGAGGAGCCCAUGGAGGCCAGAGGAGGGCAACACAUCUCCCGGUGCUUGCUGAAUCACAAGAGACUGGUAGCAUCUCUGAGGGGCCGAAGUUGAGGAGGAAUGUCCGUGAAACUGAGUCUAACUGCCCAGAAGGAUUAUAUCAUGGGGGCCAAUUUUGCUGUCAACCAUGCCAGCCUGGUGAACGAAAAUAUUUGGACUGUACAACCAGUGGUGGUAAACCAAUUUGCUCUGCCUGUGAAGAAGGGAAGGAAUAUAUGGACAAGAAACAUUAUUCUGAUAAAUGCAGAAGAUGUACAUUCUGUGAUGGAGAGCAUGGUUUAGAAGUAGAAACAAACUGCACCCGGACCCAGAAUACCAAAUGCAAGUGCAAAUCCAACUUCUAUUGCAAUGCUCCUGUCUGCGAACACUGUGAUCCCUGCGUCUCGUGUGAACACGGAAUCCUUGAGAGGUGCACAUCAACCAGCAACACCAAAUGCAAGCAAGAAAGUACCAGAUAUCAUUUCCUAUGGCCGUGCAUCGUCGUCCUCGUUUUGGGAAUAUUGUUUGGGCUUUUAUAUUGGAGGUAUUGGAGAAAACCUCAUGGUGACCCUGAGUCUGGGACUGCAAAUUCUGAAGACAUGCCAAUGAAUCUCCCAGACGUUGACUUGCAUAAAUACAUCCUGCAUAUUGCUGAAGAAAUGUCUUUAGACCAAGUGAUGACAUUUGUCCGGAAGAAUGGGAUGUCGGAGGUGAUGAUAGACGAGAUCAAGAAUGACAAUCUCCAACACACAGCUGAGCAGAAAAUCCAGCUGCUUCGGCGGUGGUAUCAAACUCACGGGAGGAGGGAUGCGUUUCGCACUUUGAUUAAAGGCCUCAGAAAAAUGAAAUGCUAUGCUCUUGCAGACAGAAUUCAGGCCAUAAUCCAGACGGACCUUGAAAAUGCAACUGCAGACACCAGAAUUGAAAAUGAAUGAAAGACAAAGACUCAAGUGAAAGCUACCUCAGUUCCAACUAGAGAGAGAGAGAGAGAGAGAGAGAGAGAGAGAGAGAGAGAGAGAAUCUUUUAAACCAGCACUAUGGCUGGUGCCUGAGUCAGAAGCAUUGCUAUGAAUUCAAGACCAGACUGGGCAAAAUAGUAAGCUCCGGACUAGCCUGGGUCAUAGAGUAAGACCUUGUCUCAAAAAUAACAAAAGGAAAAAAAGAAAGAAGAACAUUUUUAAUAAUGGAAAUCUAUAAAUGUUUGGCUUUUUGUUGAGAAUAUUUUCUGUUUCCUUACAUUUGUAGAGACAAUAUAUUUAUAAAAUGUGAAGAUUUCAUGAUUCUCUUUUGAGUAAUGUUGAAAGGCAUGUAGUGGAUGGGCAGGGACAAGAGCAGCUGCAGUAGUGAUUUAUGUACCCACAUAGAAGUCUACACAGAAGCAUAUAAAUUCAAUAUCAUGCUCUAGCCUUGAGUGUAGAUAGUGUGUGCUGGCCUGUAGUGGAUCAUCCUGCUCCACGGCCAUAGAAGGCAGGAGAUUGGCUAUAAAGUCACACACACUGUAAAGGUUGCUUUGUCCCAAUCCAAGUCCAAGAUAAUCUUAGAGGUUUUACCAUAUGCAGAGACUUGGCUAGCCAUCCUUAGAACAUACACAUGCAAAGUUUGCAUGUGUAUUUAAAUGUAGAAUUUAAUAAGGUUCUGUUUCAAAGAUUUCUUUUUGUGCAGACCAUUGGGGUUUAUGAAGUAAUAUUUCUGAUGUAAAUUUGUGUGGGAAAUGUAGAAUAAAUCUGAAUUAUUGAAUAUAUUCUAUUUAUAUAUCACUUUAUAUUUUCAAAAUAAUUUGCUUGUUUCUCAGUGCUUUUUUUUAAAAAAAAAAAUAGGAGUGUAUUACUCCAGCCUCACUACCUCUCAGUUUUUCCUUGUUCAACUGGAUACAAACUUAUCACUCCUAAACCUGGAAACUUUUCUAAAGAAAUAAUGGUCCCCCCCAAAAAAACACAACUGCCUUGGAAAUUUUAACCUGAUAGGAGAGCUACAUUACUUUUCUAGGGGUGGGUUAAGGCAUGUUAUGGACUCAUGCCUACACCACCAGUGGUGGGGACAAAAAUGAAAGCCCACUUGAUUGCCUUUUGGCAAUUCCUGGUGUGUUCUCUUUGCCUACCAAUGACAGUUGAUGCUCAGCAAAGCUAAAAUGCCCAGAAGGUUCUAGGAAUUGCUUCUGUUAUUCUCUUCAGGUUCUGAGACAAACCAUUUCCUCCAUCUACGGCUAUGCUGUUAUUUUUGCAUUUAAACCUCUACAAAAGUUGUAUUAAAUGUGAAUUGGCAUCUGCAGUGUUUGUGUUUGUGUUCAUGUACUGUGACCUGAGGAGACUCAAAUGGAAACACACUCUUGCAGUUACCUAGUGAUCUUCCACUAAUGGGUGAUUCUUUUCCUCUACAUAUGGAAAUGUAUAACAAAGGAGAUAAUUUUUUUAAUUAAAGUACCAUUUUGACAUUUCUAA